GAGUCCGGCCACAUGCCUGAGCUGAGGCACUUCGGUUCCGGCGCUUCGAACCCUCCGUUGUGGGCUGCGGAGAGCGGAGUCCGCGGGCGGGGGCUGUGUGCGCUGGCCGCUGGGUCUCCGAACCGCCCGGGGCCCAGGAGUUCUGUGGAUAUGCCCCAGAAGGAUCCCUGCCAGAAACAAGCCUGUGAAAUACAGAAAUGCUUGCAAGCCAACAACUACCUGGAGGCUAGAUGUGAGGCUGUGCUCCAAGAGAUGCGAAGAUGCUGCGCCCAAUACCCCAAGGGCAGAUCCAUCUGUUGUUCGGGGUUUGAGAAAGAGGGAAGAGAGAGGGAGAAGCUUAAGGCAGCUUCAAAUGGGAUUCAUGCAGCACCACAGUAACAGGCUGCAGCUCCAGGAGGUUAUGGAGCGUGGCCCUCUCCUCAGACAAAGUAGCGUGCAAGUGGCAAAUAAUAAACAAACCUUCAGAGCUAAACCAUGAGAUUCAGGCUGAAGUGGAGGCCAUCUCGAGGAGUAAAACUGUUAAAAUAAUGUAUUAUUCAGACUGAUAAGGAAGCCAGAGAAGAAUCCUUCUUAGAAUAAAACGUCCUGUGCACCAAAUGUAAAAUGCAAUACAAUGGAUGGGCUGUUUGUUUUCUAUCCCAAACUAUUGUGACUUAGAGUUUAUUACUUCUCUCUAAACACAGUUUGUUUCUGAUGCUUAAUGUCCUCAGUAAUCCAUUCUCAAUAAGAAUUUGAGGGUAAUAUAUAAAAUGUAUUCAGCCUUCUGGCAUAGGACGUACAGGAAAUAAGUUUAAGGAGAUUCUACUGAAUUUGAUGCAUUUAGCAAGAUGAUCUUUGAGUAGCGGAAGUAUUCCUAUCAUUGAGCCAUAGUUUCCCAAAGAUGUGAUCUGCAUUUCUAGUGCUUAAAGCAAGAAUAGGAGUCAGCUCUGGGGUUUAUUCCUAGCUCUGCCACAGUUCCUCUGUGACCAUAAGUCACUUCACCAAGGUGCCUGUUUCCUUAGUUCUGCAAUGGGGUAUUGGAUUAAUGAUUAAUUGGACCACAUUGCACAAUAGUAUUUGUAUGACCUUAAAGAUGUUGCAGAAGCAUUUUAUUUCAGGGAGUGCUAAAGAAAGAGAAUCUUUUAAAGCCGUAUUUAUGGAAAACCAAGGUGUUGGUAUAAAAUGGAUUUUUAUGAUGUUGAGAACAGCAGUCAUCUUGUAUGACUGAACAUCUCUAAGCAAUAUGAUAUGCAAUGAAUUUGUGAGACUGCAAUGCCCCUUUACACAUAAUUCUGUCAUACAAAGCCUAAUCAACUUUGUGCACUUCAGGGUGAGCAUUACACUAUCAAGCACAACUUAGUUUUGAAAUAUAGGUUUUUAUGAACAAUAACAGACCGCUGCAGUUACUCAACAUAAUAGGCAGCUAUAUCAAAGCACAUGUGACAGAUCCAUUUGUGUCUUGUAUUCUAAAUACCAUGAUACAAAAUAAAUGACUGGAAUAAUAUGAGUUCUCGCUAGGGGUAUUUAUUGUUGUCUGGUUAGAGCAUAACCUUUUCUCUCACAUGGUCAGGCAGAUUGGCUGAUUUCAUGAUUAAGGCCCCCACCCGCAAAUAUUUGGAAACUGUUUGGUGUGUUUAUAUCCUGAGCCUGUAAUAAUAAAUUAAUUUGUCACAGGA
This is a messenger RNA of Gopherus flavomarginatus (Mexican gopher tortoise), 1655 nucleotides long. It is a transcript of the gene CMC4, whose product is annotated as C-X9-C motif containing 4. The record is from RefSeq and is a predicted model, not a curated record. Lineage: Eukaryota; Metazoa; Chordata; Testudines; Testudinidae. Gene Ontology annotation, cellular component: mitochondrial intermembrane space. Bases 13 to 378 code for a protein of 121 amino acids. The transcript is spliced from 3 exons.